CCGCCAAAAACUAGAAGAAGAAGAAGUGGUGCAACCGCUUCUUCUGUCCGGCCAAUCCAAUGGGAGCUCGUUUGUCGACAAGAGAAAACAAAUAAAUAUAAACUGUUAAAAACAUGACUUCGGUUUGCUCAGAGUUCUUAGACUGGAACCUUGAAAACGUAUGUUCGCCUAACGUACUAAAAGAGGAGAAGCAGCUCUGUGCGUCGCUCAGAAGGUUCUACAACCUAAGCAGAAGGAAGUCCUUCGCUGCCUUUGUGGCAUCCAAGCAGGAAGCAAGUCUCGAGGUGGUGGGCAGUCCAUCCUGGUGCUGCUGUGGCUGUGUGGUUGCUGAGCAAGCUGCUAUUCACCAACACGUCGCCAGACUGCAUGGCAGUGAAAUUCAACAGCUGGCACGAGCCCAGUACAAUCACUCGCUUAACAAAGGCCAAGAAGAAAAAGACAACGCCAAACCACACAAUGAAAGCUCGUCCAUGGAGGUCACUGCGUGGAUGCCAGACAUAAGUCACAUUCCCGAGGAGCAGCUCGAGAAAGGCCCCGGCAAAGUUCUGCUUUACUAUCGCUACUGCCACGUGGAGGAGCCGCAUAUUGUCUGCGCUUGGCAGAGAGCUUUAUGCCAGCGCCUGCAUCUAACUGGCAAGGUGAGGGUGGCCACAGAGGGCAUCAACGGAACAGUGGGGGGCACCUGUGUCGCCACUGAGGUUUAUGUGGACGCAAUGUGCUCGCAUCCUCUUUUCCAGAUGGAAAAAGAGGAUUUUAAGACAAGUGAUGGCGGUCCUGAGUGUUUCACCGAGCUGAAGGUGGGUGUCUUUGAGGAAAUCGUCCCGAUCGGAUUAGACCCUGACGUCCUCUCCUACCACCUGGCAGGUACCGCUAAUGUGAUGCCAGGUGACCUCCGCUCUAAAAACGUGUGCAAAGAAGUUUACCAGCUGAAAGGUGGAAUCCACAAAUACUUGGAACGCUUCCCUGAUGGCUUUUACCGCGGGAAGCUCUUUGUUUUCGACGAACGCUAUGCCAUCUCCUCCAAUGACGACGUCAUCGCUGGUUGCAGGUACUGCGGACGCCCCUGGGAUCGCUACCAGCUGUGCACUACGCGCUUCUGCUGCCAGCUGGUGCUGUCCUGUCCCACUUGUCGCUCUGAGGGGCACACUGCCUGCUGCCCCGGCUGCCUCACUGGCAGCACGGGGCGCAAAGAGGGGUGCGAGUGUACCGAAGGACGUCCCAGGAUCCCUCAGGAUGUGAAUAAUGAUGGCAAGCCACUUCAUUAGGUACACUAGGUUAAAGACAACACUUUUGGCACGUUUUUUUUUUUUUUUGCCCUCUUCUACAGCCACAUGAGGUGACCAGGGUAUUUGGAAUAAGUCUCGUGUGAUGCAGUACACUGCAAACCACAACAACAAAUGCAUUGUUACAGUCCAUACAGGGUGCAAAAACUUCAUUACUGUGUUUAAGUUGAUAUUUCAGGUAUCUGUACUUGGCUUGAAUAUUUAUUUUGCGGACAACUUUUCGCUUUUACUCUACUUUUAAAAACAGAUAUCUAUACUCUCUACUUCUUACUUUAUCAAAAUUGUCUGAUAAUUUUUAAUUUCUGCCGAUAAUAAUACAAUGCAAGUAAAGGGUUAAAGGCAACCGCAUGAUGCAACAGAUUCAGAGAAGCAAAAUAUUCCCCAUUCAUGGCCAUAUUGAAAUAGCUGUUUUUGAAACGCCUCAGGUUCAACCACAACACAAUAUGAGGCAUUUAUGACGAAGUGGAAUCGCAGACACAAGAGGCGAGACACUAUUCAGGUAUAGAGAGAGAAAACGUGAAGCUUUAGGUAGGUUUUAGUUGCUUUUGCUGUUGCUGUUCGAGUUGUUCAUGAACACGGUUGUGAAAUAAGUAAUGAAAUAAAUGCAUGCUUUAACCAAUUGCUGCAUGACUUCAUGUGGGAGUGUAAAUACAUGUAUAAUAAAGAUAAUCUCACAGGGGCAGAAAAAUGCAUACCAGUAGAUUUAUUCAAGGAACGUUUGAUUAUUUAAAGUGGAUUAUGCACGCUCGGUUCCACUAAAUUAAAUUGCACAAUUGUGAUGAAACUGUAAUGAAGAAAUAAGAAAAUAUACACUUGAAAAGAUGGAUUAAAAAAAUUCGAUAAAAUACCGGUAUAUCAAAUUUAUAAUCAAUCUAAUUUGAUGUUACUGUUUAAUAUUUUAAAAUAUUAGUAUUAAGUACAGUAUUGACAAUAAUUGUGAUAUUUUUUUAAAUUUAAUAUUCACUGGCAAUUUUAAUUUCAGUCAUCGAGUAUUAUAGAGCAGCAAGUGUUACUGAUACCACUUUGAAAUUUAUCCAGUUGGGAUCUCAAAAGAAAUCGAACAUCGGCCCAAAGAAUGAUUUUUUUGUUUGUUUGUUUGUUUGUUUUUUUGUACUUUUACUUUUACUCAAUUAAUACUUCUAUUUAAGUACAGAGGAAAACUACAGAAGCAGAGCAUUUUUUAAAUCUUUGCAAGACAAUAUUACCUUACAGUUGAGUGGGCAUGUGUACCGAAUGAAGUGGACUGUGAGCCUUACAUGGCUGGAAAAGGGCUUUUAGUUGAAAAUGUUUGUUCUCUUUGGUGUAUUUUACCAAUAAUGAUUAAUUUUGGAUGAAAAAUUGGGCUUUUCUUUUCAGGUUAAAUGUAUCUCUGGGUGCUUAGUACACUUUGUAAGAGUGAAAAUAAAUAAAUAAAAGCUGGUGAAUGCUGAUUCACUAUUCAAUGUU
Hippocampus comes (tiger tail seahorse) is the source of this 2729-nucleotide messenger RNA. RefSeq names its product thiosulfate sulfurtransferase/rhodanese-like domain-containing protein 2. NCBI's taxonomy places the organism in Eukaryota, Metazoa, Chordata, Actinopteri, Syngnathiformes, Syngnathidae. The record is from RefSeq and is a predicted model, not a curated record.